Messenger RNA from Fusarium venenatum, 1026 nucleotides. Its product is annotated as tryptophan synthase beta subunit-like PLP-dependent enzyme. The record is from RefSeq and is a predicted model, not a curated record. Gene Ontology annotation, molecular function: D-cysteine desulfhydrase activity. Lineage: Eukaryota; Fungi; Ascomycota; Sordariomycetes; Hypocreales; Nectriaceae.
AUGGUCACUCUUCCAUCACCUUUCAGCGACAUCGAUCGUGUCCAACUGUUGUUCAAUCGACCUACUGACAUUGAACUACUAUCCCGUCUCGCAGAGUCCGUCAAUAGCGAUGUCAAGCUAUGGAUAGCUCGUGAAGAUCGCAACUCAGGUCUUGCAUUUGCCGGAAACAAAGUUCGCAAGCUCGAGUAUGUGCUAGCAGAUGCUCUCGCAAAGGGAGCAGAUACUAUCGUGACCACAGGCGGCAUCCAGUCGAACCACAUGUGUCAAACUUCUGCUGCUGCCGCUCGGCUUGGUCUAAGAGUCGCUCUCUAUCCUGCGGAUCGCGUUGCCUCGAAUGACGCCGAGUACAGAUACUUGGGCAACAUACAAGCGAACGCCAUUCUCGGUGCUGAGACAUUUCCGCCCGAUACUACUGAAGAGACUGUCAUCACAAAUCUUAAAGAGCGUGGCCGAAAACCCUACUCGAUUCCUCCCGGAGCCAGCUCUCAUCCCCUUGGUGGCCUGGGCUAUGCUCGUUGGGCGUUUGAAUUGCUAGAGCAAGAAAAGAUGAUCGGUGUAACCUUUGAUGUCAUUGCUCUCGUGGCAGGGUCUUGUUCUACCCUUGGAGGUUUACUCGCAGGAUUAAAGCUUGCGCAAAAAGAGCAAGUUCCAGGUUCCAAGAAACGCCUUAUUGGAUUUUCAGUCUUGCACAAGUCCCAAAAGGAUGCCGAAGAAUUGGUUCUCAAGAUAGCCAAAACUACUGCAUCAAAGAUUGGAAUAUCUCCCGACGAGAUUACUGCAGAUGACUUUGAGAUUGAUGCUUCCCAUCUGGGUGAUGGGUACGGGCAACUCAACGACCCCACAGCUGAGGCGAUGAAGAAGCUGGCAAGGAUGGAAGGUAUCUUGACUGAUCCUGUCUACACUGGAAAGGGAUUCACCGGUUUACUUGAUCUUAUCAAGACAGACCAGUUGAACGGUAAGAAUGUUUUGUUUCUUCACACGGGGGGACAGGCUGUUCUCUCAGCUUAUCCAGGGCUACGGGAGUAG